Messenger RNA from Caenorhabditis elegans, 940 nucleotides. RefSeq names its product DUF5658 domain-containing protein. The coding region runs from base 137 to 802 and encodes 221 amino acids. The transcript is spliced from 5 exons. Lineage: Eukaryota; Metazoa; Nematoda; Chromadorea; Rhabditida; Rhabditidae. The record is from RefSeq and is marked reviewed.
UAGCUCAAGAGAAACAUCCGAGUUAAAAGAGAAAUCAAGGCUCUUUACUGAAACAUUACUUUACUCACUUUAUUACUUAUUUUUGUAAAAACCAUAGGUUUUUGUUUUUCAUUGUUCAUAUUAUUGAGUUACUGAGAUGGGAAUUCGAUUGGCGUGGGCAGAUAAUGAUGCAAAAAAUGGUUUGGAAUGGGCUCCACCAAUUAGAGUUAUAGCAGUCGUUACAUUAUUGGCAUCAACACUGGAUGUGUUGGCUGAUCUUCUUGUUUGUAACAGAAUUGCAGAAUACCUUGGAAAUUUUCAAAGUCAAACAGCGAUAUACGCCGCAUAUGGCUACUUCUUUUUCACUGGAAUCAGUCUUUUCGUUUACUUAUUCGAAAUGAUCGACGUUUGUAAAACCUUAAAAUACGACGAGGAGAACGUUUUCUACGCUCGAUUGGCAAAGUCACUGGUUCUUGCUCUUGAAGAAGUUCCUCUCCCCUCACUGAUGAAUUUACUCUUCACAAAUGAACCACGCCUAUCACUCGCCUCUCCCGUAUAUUUUUCUUCUUGGAUUAAACUUGUAGCCCUUACGUGGGGACUCGUCAAAUUCACAAAACUACGAUUCUUUUGGCCAUGUCUCCCCUUAAAUCCGAAACAUGACGCAAAAGAAAACGUUCGUCGCUGUUUCACAUUUACGGCAUACCGUAUUUGCAUGGUGAUUGUCAACAUUUGUCAUAUUCUUGCAAUUUAUAUUGUCAUCAAGAACAUUAUUGCGACAGGAUCCGGCGGGAGACAAAUUGACGUUAAAGAGCAAAGAUUAUAGAUGUUUUGAAAGUAGAUUUUAAAAUAUUCGUUUUGUAAACCGGUUCCAAUUUUUGAUUACAGGUUAAUUAGUUCUGAUUGUACUUGGGUGUGGUGACUUUUUAAACACAUCUUUAAUAAAAUAUUUUUUAUAUAAAAA